UGGACAUCACUAGUUGAAGGCUAUACAGUUCAAACGUCAAAGUCAAAUAUCCUUCUUUCAAUUCGUUGACAACGUGAAGAGAGGACAACUCUUCCACAAUGUCGUCAAAGGUAUCGCGUGAUACGCUUUACGAGUGCGUAAAUGCCGUCCUCCAGGCAUCGAAGGACAAGAAACGUAACUUCUUGGAGACAGUUGAACUCCAAAUUGGUCUGAAGAACUAUGACCCCCAGAAGGACAAGCGUUUCUCAGGCACCGUCAAGUUGAAGUACAUUCCCCGCCCCAAGAUGCAAGUGUGUGUACUUGGAGACCAACAGCACUGUGAUGAGGCUAAGACUCUGACGGUACCCUGCAUGGAUGCUGAGGCACUCAAAAAACUGAACAAGAACAAGAAGCUGGUCAAGAAACUAGCAAAGAAAUAUGAUGCCUUCCUUGCAUCAGAAUCCCUCAUCAAGCAGAUCCCACGUCUGUUGGGUCCUGGUCUGAACAAGGCUGGUAAAUUCCCUGGUCUCCUCUCCCACCAGGAGUCCAUGACACAGAAGAUUGAUGAAGUCAAAGCCACCAUCAAGUUCCAGAUGAAGAAGGUAUUGUGCCUGUCUGUGGCUGUUGGUCAUGUGGACAUGACGCCUGAUGAGCUUGCACAGAAUGUGCACUUGUCAAUCAACUUCCUGGUCUCUUUGCUGAAGAAGCACUGGCAAAACGUGCGCUCACUGCAUAUGAAGUCCACAAUGGGACCACCCCAGAGAUUGUACUAAGCCUGUAUCAAUAAAUUUGACUUUACUGUA
Molecule: messenger RNA, 782 nt
Organism: Spodoptera litura
Lineage: Eukaryota; Metazoa; Arthropoda; Insecta; Lepidoptera; Noctuidae
Gene: RpL10Ab
Product: ribosomal protein L10Ab
Biological process (GO): translation
Cellular component (GO): large ribosomal subunit
Molecular function (GO): RNA binding; structural constituent of ribosome
Source: RefSeq, a predicted model, not a curated record